AAUUCACGAAUGCAAUGUCGCUCGUCCGCUCCCAUUAUCGAUGAUUUCGUGCGCAAUCCACCUGGUGCAUGGAUUUCCGCGAGGAUGACAUUUUUCAGCUGUCUCGUAGCUCUGUUUACAUACAAACUCGUUCGCGAGCAAACAGCUGUCAAAGUGACAGUACCAGAUACAUCUAUAUGUGUGCUUGUAUGCAUGCGAAACAUAUACAUAAGAUGAAUGAGCGCUGCUUUAUGUAUAGGCACUGCGAGAUAUGCCACUGGCUUCGCGACGAUUUUCAUGAAAUUUUUCCUGCCCGAUUACGGUCGGUUCACCGAGUGCACAUUGCAUCGUCCUCGCGAGCAGCGAUCGCGGAUUUAUUUUUACAGCCGUCGCCGCUGCCUUUUUUGUUUUUCUUUCAAUUAUGUAUAGCUAAUCCACCUCGAGACUAUACGUUCGUGCUCUGUGUUUUGCUGCGAGAACGUCAUUUCAAAAUGGUCGGUUUCUUUCCUCGUAUUCCUCGUUUUCUUUCUUGGCGACUUUGCUCUAUCCACAUAACGCUGACGAUUGAAUGACGAAAAUGACGACGACUCGGAGGAAGAGAGCGAAGGGCCUGAACCAGCACACCAUGCAAGAAGGCCUAUGAAUGCUUUUCUAAUUUUUUGUAAACGACAUCGGGCAUCUGUUAGAUCUGGCUUUCCUCAUCUGGAAAAUCGAGCUGUUACACGGGUUCUUGGAGAAUGGUGGGCUAUGCUUAUCGAUGAACAAAAACAAGCUUAUACUAAUUUAGCUCAGGAGUACAAAGAUGCUUUUCUCAAUGCUAAUCCUGAUUUUAAAUGGUACAAGCUACCAGCUCCACCUCUUCGUACAUUAAACACAAGACCAACAAAUAAAAAGGGGGAUCUUUUACAAUUAGAGACUGAAACAAAUAAAAACCAAUUACAAGAGGAUUUCAUUCAACCUGGCAAAUUGGCUGAUGAAUCUCAAAUAGGUGGUUUGAGUUCCUUGUUCACACCUCAAAAAAAUUGUCCUUCUUCUUCAAUUGGUGCAGCGGAUGAAGAAACUGAUAAUAAUUUAGAAUGCCCAAAACCGCCAAAAAAAAGAUUUGCAGACCCACUUGUUUCUUUUAGUUUGAAAGAAGAUUGUAAGGCUGAUUUAUUUGGAAAUCACAAUGGACCAGAAUCAAAUAAUAAUUCUACAAAUAUAAGUCAAGUUAAAGAGGAGACUAUUACGGAUAAUGAACCAGUUAAUGAAGAAAUUUGUGAAGAUGAGAGCAAUGGCACAGUUUACCAAAAAUUUUCAGCUGAGGUGGCAUCUCAACAGAUCAAACAACGUCCGAUUCUUGAUCCGACAAACAUAGAACAGCACAAUCACGAAAGAAGAAACUCUAUAUCGUCGAACAUUAGUGAAAAAACUGACUCAUUAUGUAGCGAAGGGACCAAUUCUCGUGGUGAUUUAGAAUAUCUCGUGCAAGGUGCUGAAGGAAAAUUAGAAGCAUCAAAACCGGAAAAUACUGUAACUGGAGGAGCUGACAGCCAUAGCAGUUGGAUGUCACGUAAACGAUUCAAAGCAGAAGAUUUUAAUUUGGAGAAAAAAAUUGAAGCGUUGCCAUCCUUAAGUUUAGAAGAAUUUCAAGCAAUGAAAAAACAACAACGCACUAAGAAAAAGAAAACCACGCAAAGACACUCCAGCAGUACAAAAAAGCGUUCCGAUGAAGCUUCUUUAUCAUAUGGACGCGUCGCAGAUUUGAAAUCAAAUACACAGAGAGAAGCGGAAAAAGCUCUAGUUGUCGGAAGUCAGAAGAGAAAAGCACGGAAACAAAAUAUCACGAGAAAUACAAUGUUUAACAAACCGCCAAUUAAUAAUCAAAUACAGUCGACCAACAAAACAUGGUGUGAAUCCCCGGAUCUCGAAGCUUUGGCUUGUCUAGCUACGGUGGCCGCAAAUCGUACGAAGUUAACCAAGUCCUAGAUCUUCAAUUCUUCAAAGAUGAACACGAAGAAUUAAAAAAAUAUAUAUCGUUUGUAUUCUUAUGAAUUAUUUAUUUAGUGUUACUGUAUUACAUUAGUUCUGUAUGGUUACUUUUUAUAAUUGAUACUAACUUUCAGUUUAACAAAGAGUCAUUUUAAUUUAAAUUAGGAUAGAAAUCAAGCGAAUCGUUCUGCAGCAGUAUGCCGAUUUCCAAAUUACUGUAUGCGAUUUAUAGUAUGGUUGAUCCUAGAUUGUGCGUUUGCAUUAUCUAAUAUAUGCUUGGUGCACUAUGUAAUGAUCACACAAAAUUUAAUGUGUUAUAGCUGCAGUAUUAUGCUUUUUCUUAUUGUAAUAUUUGUCUCACAGAUAAUUAUCACAAUUUUUACAAUAUGGUGUAAGGCUUCUCUGAUAUUACAAAAUAAUAGGUGCCUUGAUUGAUAUAAAUUCAAAGGCAUACUUCAAAUUGAUUAUAUAUUUAUAUCACAAUAGCUUUAUUAAUCAAAAUUUUAGUUUAAAAUAUUUUCGACCUCUGAACUAUAGACAGAAUUAUUUUUAUACAAUCAUAGAUGUUAUAGUAAAAAAACAGUCAUAGGAUUUUUUAUGAACAGAAAUAAUUAUUAGGUUACAAAAUAACGUAACCAAAUGCUCAAAUGAAAAAAUAGUGAGUUUCAUUUCUUUACUUCUCUCGAAUAAAUAGACCAAAAUGUUUUACCGGUACGUGUGCUACAUACAGUGCUUGUUCUUUUCAAACAUUCUAUUGAAAACCGAGAGAUUACAGACUCAUAUAGACAAAGAAUAAUUGAAAGCCACUAAUGUGUAAGUGAAUAUGUACAUGUAUAUUUCUAAAUGAUAGCUCAAUUUUAUAUCCAAUGUUUUAACAGCAGAAGUAAGAAAAUGAUAAACUUUUGUGUUGUACGACCAAAUCAGACAGAAGCUGAUCAGGAUAAAAGUUUAAAGACUGUCUGUGAUGAUUUUUGGCUAAAAGAAUUUUUAUUAUUUUAUAUUUUUCUAUGCUACACUAUCAAUGGCUCUUUGAUUUCGUUGAGCGAAAACAAAGAAUCUAAUAUCUUUCCCAAAUAAUUCAUAAAUACAGUGUAUAAAAUCCAUCAGAGAAAUCUGAUGCGAAUCAAUAGUGAAGUAAGAUAGCUGAUUCAAUAAUUUUGAUAAAUUAUUUUUUUUUAAUCUUGGCCAGUACUAAAAGUAUUGAAUUUCAAAUGGAAAAUGUGCCUUGGUGAGACAUGAAAAUCCGAAAUGAUUAUUGAUAAAACUACAAAGCUCUAUUUUACAGAAUUAACAAUUAAAAAUAAAUGCAGCAGUAUCUAAACAAUGGUUUUUUUAUUAGCUAAACGCUACGUAUUUAUAUGUGAAAUUUUAUAAAAUGAAGAAAAAAAACUAUGUACAUAUUACUAUUAUAUUAAGUAAUUCUAUUGAAAUUGCACAAUGAAUGUUUUCUAUAAUAUUAUCGGAAACCACACGGUAAACCUUAUAUAUGUUGAUGUC
This is a messenger RNA of Trichogramma pretiosum, 3447 nucleotides long. It is a transcript of the gene bbx, whose product is annotated as transcription factor Sox-11. The record is from RefSeq and is a predicted model, not a curated record. The coding region runs from base 619 to 1947 and encodes 442 amino acids. The transcript is spliced from 8 exons. Gene Ontology annotation, molecular function: RNA polymerase II transcription regulatory region sequence-specific DNA binding; DNA-binding transcription factor activity, RNA polymerase II-specific. Lineage: Eukaryota; Metazoa; Arthropoda; Insecta; Hymenoptera; Trichogrammatidae. Gene Ontology annotation, cellular component: nucleus. Gene Ontology annotation, biological process: regulation of transcription by RNA polymerase II.